UAUAGAUACAAUGUCAAUGUAUAGAGUUAAGCUAAUGUAGCCGUGUAGUAAUUAAAGAACACCGUCGACAGCAUGUUCUUCCACACCAUCCAAAAUCCCCCAAAUCCCGCUUACGUACUAGUGUACCCCGCAUAACCUGGAUAGCACCUGAAAUGGAGCCUAUCAUAUACCCAAUUAGGGAAUCGAAUUGACCCCUCCACCGGCGGUUUGGCUUGGGAUCAUGGUCCGCAUGGGUGAAGCUUAUCCCCUCAAAUCCGAAUUAGGUGUAACCCGCAACCCCCCAAGCCUGCGUCAUUGCCUCGGGUCGUACCACGAUAAGUAAGUUUCGCGAUGGGAGAAGGUUUCCCUGACAUCUGAUUCCAGUAAGCGAAUUUAAAUUAAAUAAACUCGUCACUAAAAAGUAAAAGCACGUUUUUUAUGUUCAGUUCUUGACCAGUUUUUCUUCCCACCCCUCUUGCUUUUUUAUUCUAAGCGUAACCUGGUUUUUCAACCAUCCACCCAUCCUAUUUACUUCUUACAUCUCGAUACGACUUCCAAUACCCUUAUCUCGUCGCAUUGCCUAUCUCUAACCCGGAUAGCAAGCCACUUUAAUCUAUUUUAUCAAGAUCUUAUAUAUCAACCCCUCGUCAUCUCGUUAGCUACCUUCUACUAAGCUACCUAGGUGGUUUUAGUUCAACCACACUGUGUGCUUAGCCGAGACAUAUCCAACGCCAUGGCGGCCCCUACGACUAAGACAAUUGGAGACCUGAACGGCAGGUGGGUUCUGAACAAAACCCUCUCCGACAACGUCGAGCCCGCCCUCGCCAUCCAAGGCAUAAGCUGGCUCGUGCGCAAAGCCAUUAGCAACACCACCGUAACCCUACACGUAAAACAAUACAAAGGCGCCCCCACACCACCCAGCACCUCGUCCGAGCUAGUAAGCCGCGUCGACAUCGAGCAAGUCGCGACCGCGGGCGUAAAGGGUACGACCGAGAACCGAUGUCUCGACUUUGAAGCGCGCGAGCAUAGUGAUUGGCUCUUUGGGCGGGUCGCGGGUCGAAGUAAAUUUAUCUCUAUUGACGAACUACGCGCUUUAGUUGGUGAGGAGGGAGAAGCGCGCAAGGAGCGUUGGGUGGAAGAUGAUUUCGUGGCGAAGGGUUGGUUGGAGGGUGAUGCGGAGAAGGGAGGGCCGAAUGGGGAGACGCAUAUCGUGAAUCAUGCACAAAGUUUGGAUAACGGGUGGACGGCGCUGCAGGUUUGGGGGUUCCAGGAGGUUGGUGGAGAGAGACGGUAUACGAGGAAUGUGGUGGUGGCUAAGGAGGGCAAGUUUUAUGCGUUUAAGAUGGUUUAUGAUUGGGUUCCGGAGUAAUGGUGUGGAUGAAGGGGGUUUGAGGAUAUGAACUUGGAGGGUGGGACUUUUCCUUGCGAUAUCCGUCGAACUGUGGUUUAGAUCCGACCAGCGAUGAUUAGGAUAGAGGAGGAACGUCAAGACAUCUACGUUCUGAUAUAGAUCUUUCUAUUAGCACGUCAAUCUACAAUAUGAUAUUUA
This is a messenger RNA of Hypoxylon trugodes, 1528 nucleotides long. RefSeq lists its product as uncharacterized. The transcript is spliced from 2 exons. The record is from RefSeq and is a predicted model, not a curated record. Lineage: Eukaryota; Fungi; Ascomycota; Sordariomycetes; Xylariales; Hypoxylaceae. Bases 713 to 1348 code for a protein of 211 amino acids.